This is a messenger RNA of Closterium sp. Naga37s-1, 2427 nucleotides long. The record is from the annotation of a GenBank genome assembly. NCBI's taxonomy places the organism in Eukaryota, Viridiplantae, Streptophyta, Zygnematophyceae, Desmidiales, Closteriaceae.
AUGCGCGGGGCUGGCAAGGCGGGGAAUGGAGAGGCCGCGCGGAUGGUGAUGGUGCUGGGGAAGGGCGGCUCGGGAAAGACGACGGCCUCCGUGCUGCUCGCCCAGCGGUAUGCAGCAGCGGGGUACCGCACGUGUCUGGUGGUGCAGUCUCAGGAUCGAGUGGCUGACAGGCUGCUCGGCAUGCGCCUCACUCCCUCGCCCCAACCCGUGCCCGUGCCCGCUGCUGCUGGUGGUGAUGCCUCACAACAGCCACUGCUUUGUGCUCUUCGUGUGGAAACCACCAAGCUGCUACUGGCGCCUCUAGAGAUUAUAAAGAAGGCGGACGAGCGACUGGGCAUCACACAAGGCGCACUGGCAGAGGUGGUGGGGGAGGAACUCUCGGUGCUGCCCGGCAUGGACGCAGUCAUGGCAGUUGCAGUGUUGGAGCGCAUCGCGCGUCCAGCUGGCGGCCUGCUGGCCUUCGCCACGUCAUCAGGGCCACGAUCCACGUCAGCGGGGAAGAAAGGGGCGGCAGGGGGGGAGUGGGUGUACCCGUGGGGUGAUGAGGAGGCGGAGGUGGUGGUGUUCGAUGGGGCCACCACCUGGGAGGUGCUGCGAAUGCUGGCCAGCCCAGAGAAAGCCAGGUGGUAUCUGAGGCGGUUUCGCACCCUGGCAGAGCGGACGGACAUCGGCCGUGUGGCUCUGCCCUCCGUGGCCCGCCUGCUCGACUCCAUCGUGGGCUCCUCCAAAGGGGGGAGUGGGAGUAGCACUGCUGGGAGUGGAGGGGAGGAUGGGCAGCGCAGCACAGCGGAGAUUUGGGAGAAGCUCGACUCCUUCUUGUCUAAAGCUGUCUCAGCCUUCGCCGACCCGUACCGCACCUCCGUCUUCCUAUUGGCCGACGCAGCGAGCCACUCAUCAGUCGACACGUGUCGCCGCAUCUGGGGCUGCGCAGUGCAAGCAGGCGUGGCCCCUUCAGGCGUCUUCCUUCUCCCAUCAGAGGCUGCAUCGGAGACAGCAUCGGGGGGACUGGCAGAGAAGUUUUCUCCGCUGCCCGUGGCGGAGCUGCCCGUGGUGUCAGAGGAGGCACCGGCGGCUGUAGCAGUCGCGGCCGGGCAGAUGAACGAUGGGGCGGUGGCGGUUAUGAAUGGGGAAGGUGCGGGGAAGGCUCCUCCGGCGGUGGAUGUGGACGUGGCGGCAUGCACGGUUCGUCUGUUUCUGCCGGGAUUUGACAAGCAGGAGGUCAAGCUGCAACAGUGGAAGGGCGGGGCGGAGCUGCUGGUGGAGGCGGGGGACCAGAGGCGGUGCGUGGAGCUGCCUCGAGCCAUUCAGGGGAAGGUGGUCGGGGCGAAAUUCGACCCCGCGGGAUUCCUUAUAAUCACGCUCAAGCCUGCAGCAAACUCGACGCUCUCGGGCCUCCAGUCGUCCCUCAGCGGCCAGAUCGCGUCUCUCGACGCGCUUCUCAAGAAAUCGCUCGAGAAUAUCUCUGCGGCUCUCAAAAGCAGCCCGUCAGCUGCAGACAACGCGCUCCAGGCGCAGAUAUCCGCGCUAAAAGCGAACCUCGCUGCCUUAAACGAGAGCCUCGUCAAUCUGAACGCGCUGAACAUCUCCGGAUCGGAUUUGAACGUCACGGAUUUGAUUUCCUCCAAGAUCUCUGGAAUCCGAUCCAACAUCUCCUCGAUCACCACCGGCAUCGCCGCUCUGAACAAGGACCUGGCCUGGAUAAUCGGCUCGGGCGUUAGCUCGGGCGUAGGCUCGGGCGCAGGCUUGGCGGGCGCGUUGCGUCCAGCAGCUGGGGCAGCUUCCGCGAGUGGGAGCGCGGCGAUCCGCGCGGCGGUGAGGCAGCGGCUGGCGGCUGUGACGCAGCAGGUCGCGGGGCUCAACGGGAACGUGUCCGCCCUCGCCGGGAUGGUGACCGACUUGCACAGCGCGCUGAGCAGCGCUCUGGAUGGCGCUCUCAACAGCGCUAUAAAUGGCGGCGCUUUGAACAGCGCUCUGAAUGGGGGUUUGAACAACGGCGGCGUGGUGGGGGAUCUCGCGAAUCUUCUUCCUCAGCAGGCGGGCAUGCUGCGUGCCGUGCUGACGUCAUGCAACGGCUUGCUGUCUCUCCAGGCUGGCGCUGCCGAUAUUCAGAUCCUCAAGAUUGGCUCGGACUACAUGCUCACAUACUACCUGUACGUAGCAGGAGUGACCAAGGCCCCGGACUCGCAGGCCAUUUUCAAGGGCAAUGCCUGCAGCAACAGCGCUGCUUCAGCAGCCCUCGCCCUGCCUGGCACGUGGGUGCCCAUGAGCCCGGUGUCCUGGUCGCUGGCCAAUGUCGUGAGGGCGUCAGCUGCUGACGUGGCGGAUGUGCUGGCAUUGAUCCAAGGGAUCACCAAUGAUGACCUGUUCCUCGGAUUCUCCGGUGCUGACGUGGCACUCUCAGGGAGAAUGAUGGGUGGAAGGGUGUGA